This is a messenger RNA of Aureobasidium musti, 1314 nucleotides long. The record is from the annotation of a GenBank genome assembly. NCBI's taxonomy places the organism in Eukaryota, Fungi, Ascomycota, Dothideomycetes, Dothideales, Saccotheciaceae.
AUGAAGAGCACUACCUUCGCACUCCUCGCGUUGACCGCUGGAAGUGCUUCUGCACAAUUCUUCGUCCUCUAUGGCAGAGACACUGUUGUCUCGCGCAUCGAUCCUAUCGUUUCCCCUGGAAGCAUUGGUAUGCAUGCACACGAGUUCAUGGGCGCUGGCAACGUCAACCAGAACUCAGACUACGAUUCACUCCAAAAGUCGACCUGCUCGAGCGUCGGACGUGCCAAUGGCAACCCCAUUAUCGAGGACAGAAGCGCCUACUGGCAUCCUACUCUCUACGUCAAGGCCACCAACGGUUCCUACAUCAGAGUUCCUACCAAUGGACACCAGAUCUACUACAUCAAUGCCGGCACUGGCCAGAUGCGCGAGCCCUUCGAGUUCCCCAAGGGCUUCCGCAUGACUGCUGGAAACGCCUAUAUCCGUGCCGCGCAAGAGCACACCNCUACUAACAUGGACGGAAUUACUCAGUGGAUCUGUCACGAAACUCCUUCGUGGAACGAGGGUAGUCAAGGUGGCUUCCCUACAGGUGUUACAUCUUGCUCUCAAUACCCUUACUUCAACGGCGCCAUCGAGUUCCCUCACUGUUGGAAUGGAAAGGACUUCAACCUGAACUCUCCUUAUUCACAUGUCGCUUAUCCUGUCGGCGACAUCAGAAACGGAGCUUGUCCUGACUCUCAUCCCAUCAGACUUCCUCAUCUCUUCAUGGAGAACAACUACGACCUGUCGAGCCUCGAAGGAGAGUUCGAGGUUGACUCGUUUGUGCUUUCCAACGGAGAUCCUACUGGUUUUGGUUUCCAUGCCGACUUCGUGAGUCCAUCGACCAAUGCGAACUACCUGACUGAGGCACCUGCUAACGAAUUUGCAGNNUACAACGGCUGGGACGAAGGCGUCCUACCUAAAUUGCUUACUGGCUCCAAUGCCUGUUCAUCCCACGAUGUCGGCGACUGCUCCGGCGUAACCUUCGAUUCUAGCAUGAACUGGGCUCAGUGCACCACUACUAACCAAUAUCCUGAAGAUCUGAACGGUCCCCUCUCUGCUCUGCCCGGCUGCAACCCCAUCACGACUGUCAACCCUGCUCCUCAAUGCAAGCCUUGUUCCGCUGGUGUGGUAGGCGGACAGUGCAACGCCGCUACCAGCUCAGUGGCUACUAGCACAAAGAAUGCCCCUUCGACCUUGAAGACGACCACAAAGUCCGCCUCAUCAGCCAUGCAGUCUUGGACGACCACCACCACGACCACCAAGACCGUGACGACCACUGAGCAGUUGACCACCACCGUGACUGGCAAUGCUCCCACAAGCACCGAGUGCGACGCA